Canariomyces notabilis is the source of this 1122-nucleotide messenger RNA. RefSeq lists its product as uncharacterized. Gene Ontology annotation, biological process: lipid droplet organization; lipid storage; phospholipid biosynthetic process. Bases 1 to 1122 code for a protein of 373 amino acids. Gene Ontology annotation, cellular component: endoplasmic reticulum membrane. Lineage: Eukaryota; Fungi; Ascomycota; Sordariomycetes; Sordariales; Chaetomiaceae. The transcript is spliced from 2 exons. Gene Ontology annotation, molecular function: coenzyme A diphosphatase activity. The record is from RefSeq and is a predicted model, not a curated record.
AUGAACAGCCCAAACCCAUCUCGACGCUACAAAACCCCCUCGGAGCUCGCCUCGUCACCUUCCCGCAUCGCGCGGAUAACCGCCACGACAACAACCACCACCCACCCGUCCGCGACCCCAUCUUCCCUUUCACCCUCAUCGACGCGCAACUCGCCUUACCUACCGACCCCGACCGAACAGGCCUUACUAGCAGCUUACCCCGCCGUGCUGAUCUUCGGCACAAUCUUCGCCUUACUCUCCCCCGAAACACGCGCGUCAUCCUUUUCCGCCGCACAGCGUGCGCAGGCACAGACAUGGCAGGCCCGGGAGAACGCGCCGCCGUCGUACUUUGCGCGGAAAGGUAACCUGUUCAACAUUCUUUUUGUCAAGCGCGGGUGGGCGUGGGUUACAGUGGCGUUUUUUGCUUUUCUGCUUACGCAUCCGGCGCUGGCAAACCAAACGCGAAGGGUGCGGGCAGCGAUCCGCUGGGGGAUGGUUACUGCUUGGUGGGUGUUUGUGACGCAGUGGUUCUUUGGGCCGCCGAUUAUUGACAGGGGGUUUCGGUUUACCGGCGGGAAAUGUGAGGUUGCUAUUGCCAAGGUGGAGGAGCAGGCGGGCAUAAACACAAACGGUGGAGCGGCUUGGGGUGGGAAUAAGAAGGAUGGGCAGGUUGGUGCUGGGGAGGUGCUGACCGCCGCGGCGUGCAGGGCGAGUGGUGGUGCGUGGAGCGGAGGGCAUGAUAUUAGCGGACAUGUGUUUCUGUUGGUGCUGGGGAGUUUCUUCCUUCUGCAGGAGGUGGGAUGGGUGGUGGCGCGCUGGGGGAGGUGUUGGGCGGAGGAGAGGUCGGUGGUGAUGCAUGACAGCGCGGUGAAAGGGGCCGGGGUGGAAGCGGAGGGUAGUGAUGGAAGGGAGGGGAAUGCGCCGGCGAACUCGGUUCUGGAGGCGCUGGGCUAUGGGGGGAGGCUGGCGGCUGCGGUGGUUGGGCUGUCCGGAUGGAUGUUGCUGAUGACGGCCAUCUACUUCCAUACGUGGUUUGAAAAGCUCACUGGGCUCCUUGUCGCUUUGACCGGACUGUACAUUACCUACAUUCUCCCCCGCUGGGUGCCCGCGCUGCGAGGCAUUAUCGGGCUGCCCGGGGUUUAA